Molecule: messenger RNA, 1019 nt
Organism: Schizosaccharomyces cryophilus OY26
Lineage: Eukaryota; Fungi; Ascomycota; Schizosaccharomycetes; Schizosaccharomycetales; Schizosaccharomycetaceae
Product: mediator complex subunit Pmc6
Exons: 4
Coding region: 148-771 (207 amino acids)
Biological process (GO): termination of RNA polymerase II transcription; regulation of transcription by RNA polymerase II
Cellular component (GO): mediator complex; core mediator complex
Molecular function (GO): transcription coregulator activity
Source: RefSeq, a predicted model, not a curated record
CUGUUUUCGUCGAUAUUGACUUCCUCAAAGUGAACAAAGAAUUACAGUUUGUCUAUAGCGACUGUAAUAAGAAAUUAGUUCACUGGAAAUUUUACUCAUUUUCAAAUUCUUGGUUAGUCCGCUCAAACUAGUUCCACAUACGAUGAAAUGCAGGAGCUAUACUUAAUUGGAGUUAUACCGUCUAGACGAUCAGACAUUGUCGCCAAUUCACUCUUAAGAAUCUUCAAUGAACCGAAAAUAAUUUUUGAGUAUAUGAUGGUUUUUCGACCGAAAGAUGUUCCAAUCAAUUUACCUCGACAGGCAGAUUAUUGGCUUCGAUUAUGCGGUCAAUUAGACACAAUAGGAAAUAGUGAGUCUGACUGGAUACAAAAGGCACAAUGGGCUAUUCAUUUAGAAGGUACAUCAGAACCUAAGAGAGAAGGAAGGUGCGGAAUUCGCCCAAUUAGUCGGGCAAAAAUUACGAACGGCUCCCCUAUGGAAUUUGUAGAAAACCUUGGAUACGAAUUUUCUCAUGAAUACAUAGUACAAGGUUUAGAAUAUGCUUCCAGCAACUGUACUAUCAGGUUAUUCCAAACAUUAAUUCCUUCACAACUACAUUCGAUUGACCCUCCAUUCCACCCAUUAGCAGAAGAUCAAGCAUGGGUUUUGCAUGCUUACACCCAUGUAACGGACGCAAACAACCAAAAGGCAAUGGUACAAGCUGAAGCGAACUUGGAACAUGUAAAAAGUUUGCUAAUUAGUGUUUGUGAACUAAAAAAUGUCCGAAUGUAAAGUAUUAAAGGAUGCUCUGUUUGACUUGUAGUCAUGCUUUAGCCUUGGAUCUAAACUAACAUAAAGGAAUUGAAUGGCUCAAACAAAAAACCAGGAAUGAAAAAGAAUGAAAUGAAAGUUGUACUCUAUAGAACGCAUGUUUCAAUAAUCACCUAAAUCCUAGUCGAUCCAGAUUUGGUUUCUAUCUAAGUCUUUUAGAAAAAUCAUCAUAUUUGGCAGCGUUAAUAAAGACAUAUCAUGACACAUCC